Molecule: messenger RNA, 327 nt
Organism: Lactuca saligna
Lineage: Eukaryota; Viridiplantae; Streptophyta; Magnoliopsida; Asterales; Asteraceae
Source: the annotation of a GenBank genome assembly
AUGUUGCACAAGUUAUAUGAUGAAGAAGACAUUAACGAGGAAGAGGAAAUUGAAGAAGAGGAGGAAGAAGAUUUCGGUCCCAUCUGUGACACCGAUGGGGAAGGGGAAUUUGUGGAAAGAAUCAAUUUAUUAACUGGAGAAGAAAUUGUUGAACACUCUAACCCUUUCUAUGCCACUGAUGGGGAAGACGAUCAUGAAGAAAUUCAAGAAGAAAUAAAUUUUGUGGUUGGAAACGAAAUUGUUGAAACGAUUGUGAAAGUAAUCGAUUUUGUUGUUACAAACAAACUUGUUGAAGAAAAGGUUGAAGAAUCCAAAGAGGUGGAGUAG